Messenger RNA from Protomyces lactucae-debilis, 1390 nucleotides. RefSeq names its product ATP synthase subunit. The coding region runs from base 95 to 1141 and encodes 348 amino acids. The record is from RefSeq and is a predicted model, not a curated record. Gene Ontology annotation, biological process: proton transmembrane transport; vacuolar acidification; vacuolar transport. The transcript is spliced from 2 exons. Gene Ontology annotation, molecular function: proton-transporting ATPase activity, rotational mechanism. Gene Ontology annotation, cellular component: fungal-type vacuole membrane; proton-transporting V-type ATPase, V0 domain; vacuolar proton-transporting V-type ATPase complex. NCBI's taxonomy places the organism in Eukaryota, Fungi, Ascomycota, Taphrinomycetes, Taphrinales, Protomycetaceae.
CGACUUCACUUCAGCACGCUUCAUCCACAAAGGCGACGACGAGCCUAGCUUCUUGUUGCAAAAGACAGGCCUCGACGACUAGGCCCUCUAGACGAUGGAAGGUCUAUUCUGCCAAGACAUCAACUACAUCGAGGGUAUCGUGCGUGGCUAUCGUUCGGGCCUGCUCACUAGCGCCCUUUACCAAAACCUGACACAAUGCGAGACGCUCGACGACCUCAAGAUGCAACUGAGCGCAACAGAUUAUGGCAAUUUCCUCGCGAACGUACCAUCACCCUUGACAACGAGCACAAUUGCGGCAAAGGCCAAUGAGAAGCUUGUGAGUGAAUUCAAAUACCUGCGCGCCAAUGCAGUGGAGCCCAUGUCGACGUUUCUUGAUUACAUCACGUACUCCUACAUGAUUGACAAUGUCAUCUUGUUGAUUACAGGAACGCUGCAUGAGCGCGACCUGAAUGAUUUGCUGGAACGGUGUCAUCCACUGGGAUUAUUUGAGACGAUGCCUGCGUUGUGCGUUGCGACCAAUGUGCAGGAGCUCUUUGAGUCUGUUCUUAUUGAUACACCGCUGGCGCCGUACUUUAAAGGCUGCUUGAGCGCUUCUGACUUGGAUGAGAUGAAUAUUGAAAUCAUCCGCAACACACUCUACAAGGCGUACCUCGAGGAUUUCUACAAGUUUGUUCAAGGCGUGGGUGGACCAACGGCAGAGCUGAUGGGCGAGGUACUCGCCUUUGAAGCGGAUCGACGCGCUAUUACCGUCACCAUCAAUUCAUUCGAUACAGAAUUGACAAAGGAAGAGCGUAAGAGUCUGUAUCCAACUGUUGGCAAACUCUACCCGGAAGGCACGUUCGCCCUCUCACAAGCAGAUGAUGUGGAAGCUGUCAAGAAUGCAGUAGCAGGGGUCGGUGCGUAUGCUGCCAUGUUUGAGCAACUCAAUUCCGCAACGGUUGGGGAAAAGUCGCUGGACGAUUUCUUCUUUGAGGAGGAGGCAAAACUCAACAAGCAGGCUUUCUUGCAACAAUUCCACUUUGCCGUGUUGUAUGCUUGGCUCAAGCUCAAGGAGCAGGAGAUUCGCAAUAUUACGUGGAUUGCAGAGUGUAUUGCGCAGAAUCAAAAGGACAAGAUUGGCAAGUACGUCACGGUGUUUUGAUGCACGAGUCAGAUGGGACUGCUAGGUUCAAUGUUAGAUCCCUUGUCGGUUGCUCGAGCAGAGACUUCUUGGGGGAACUAAAGCAGCAAGGCUAAGCAAAGUAGCAGAAAACACAUGUACAUGACAUCAGCGAAAGUCUUAUGCCAACAGAUACCAAGUAAAGCACGACAUGAGCAAUUCAAUUUCACUGAUGACUCUGCAUUGCUAUCUAUCCUAGUACAUGAAACCAUUAUGGUGAAAUGGUGACGC